This is a messenger RNA of Ziziphus jujuba (common jujube), 1694 nucleotides long. Its product is annotated as bifunctional riboflavin kinase/FMN phosphatase. Gene Ontology annotation, molecular function: riboflavin kinase activity. Bases 172 to 1455 code for a protein of 427 amino acids. The record is from RefSeq and is a predicted model, not a curated record. The transcript has 11 exons. NCBI's taxonomy places the organism in Eukaryota, Viridiplantae, Streptophyta, Magnoliopsida, Rosales, Rhamnaceae. Gene Ontology annotation, biological process: riboflavin biosynthetic process; FMN biosynthetic process.
GAGGGCAGUAGAAGAGUGUUCGGUCUGCGUUUCUCUUCCCAAAAGCUUCCGAAGUGUUCAACUAGCAUCAUCUCUUACGGAUGCUUUUCUUCAACCCUUCUUAUCAUCUUUCCAUGGACGCUUAGCAGGACUUCUCUGUUUUCUUGCUUUGUUCUCUUCUCAUCUCCAUGGAUGCUCUUCUACAUCAACGCUUCCUUUAGUCUGCAUUUUUUACCUGAACGGAUUCCGCACCCGUAUCCGUCUUCAAAAAUUGAAGAGUCGGAGCAUCACAGGUUUAAAAGUCAUAUAUCCAAUAGAAAACAAUUCAGGAUGUCAGCUGCAAACCCUUUAAAGAAAUUAGUGAAGUGCGUUAUCCUCGAUUUGGAUGGUACACUUCUCAACACAGAUGGUAUUGUAAGUGAUGUUUUAAGAGUUCAUUUAGUUAAGUAUGGAAAGAAAUGGGAUGGGAGAGAAGCUAAAAAUAUAGUUGGAAAGACACCGUUUGAAGCUGCUGCAGCUGUCGUGGAAGAUUAUGAGCUUCCUUGCACAACGAGUGAAUUGAUUUCAGAAAUUACACCAAUGUUCUCAACACAGUGGUGCAACAUUAAACCACUUGCAGGUGCCAAUCGGUUGAUUAAACAUUUGGGAAGUCAUGGAGUGCCUAUGGCUUUGGCUUCAAAUUCUCCAAGAGACAACAUAGAAACCAAAAUUUCUUUUCAGAACGGCUGGAAAGAAUCCUUUUCUGUCAUCAUUGGUGGUGAUGAAGUGAAAUCGGGGAAGCCAUCGCCUGAAAUAUUCCUUGAAGCAGCUAAAAGGCUGAACAUUGAACCUUCCAGCUGCCUUGUGAUUGAAGAUUCCUUACCAGGUGUCACAGCUGGUAAGGCUGCAGAAAUGGAAGUGGUUGCUGUACCCUCUCUUCCAAAACAAUCUCAUCUUUAUACUUCAGCGGAUGAGGUGAUCAAUUCUUUACUUGAUUUGCGACCUGAAAAGUGGGGCCUGCCGCCAUUCCAAGAUUGGAUAGAAGGUACUUUACCAUUGGAACCAUGGUUUAUUGGUGGCCCUGUCAUUAAGGGAUUUGGACGUGGUUCAAAAGUGCUCGGGAUCCCUACAGCUAAUUUAUCCACGGAAAGGUAUUCAACUCUCCUUUCAGAGCAUCCUGCAGGAGUGUAUUUUGGUUGGGCCGGAUUAUCAGCACGUGGUGUUUUUAAAAUGGUCAUGAGUAUCGGUUGGAAUCCAUUUUUCAAUAACACUGAAAAGACCAUAGAGCCUUGGUUGCUUCAUGACUUCAAUGAGGAUUUUUAUGGCGAGGAACUACAUAUUGUUGUAGUUGGCUACAUACGGCCUGAGGCCAAUUUCCCAUCCCUUGAGAGCUUGGUAACCAAAAUUCAUGAGGACAGGAAAAUUGCAGAGAAAGCUCUCGAUCUUCCGUUGUACUCAAAAUACAAGAAUGACCCAUAUCUGAAAAGUUCUUUGUAGAGAUGGCGAUUAGAUUAGAUAUUUGACUGAAUUUAUAUUGACCUCAUUUGCUAAAUUAGGAAUUCGAGUAGUUUUGCUCUCUCAUUCAACAUUAUUGUUCAAAAGUAACGCUCGCUCAUUCAACAUUAUUGUUAAAAAGUAAAUUUAUUUGAGAUUCUAGGCUUGUCUUCUUAUAGGCACAUGAGAUGUAAUAUGGUGCAUUGGAAGCAGAUUAUAAGUCGCAUUUAUUUAUUUAUUUA